AUGGAAAGAUAUGCGCACAAGUUGAAAGAAAAAGCUGAGAGGGAAGGGUAUGCGUCAGUUAAUGAUUUGAAAGCGAAAAUUUUAAAAAAGCAUGAUCUUGGAAUGAUCUCUGAUACUAAUCCAGUUCUAAUAACAGCUGAAAAAAAUAAUGAUAAUCUUGGAUCAUGCAAAAAAGAUUUACCGGCCCAUGUAAAAUCGUUAGACAAAAUAUUGAGGAUAGACAAAAUACUAUCGCAAGAUACAGAAACCAUUUGUCAACUAUGGACUGAAUAUCAUGCUGCUAAAAGUUCAUGUAUCUCGGAUACUCUGGCGGUCAAUGCUUACAAGAAACUGUUUAAACGUGGACAAGAAUUUCCUAUGUUUAUAAUACCUCUCACACACCUAACGGGCCUUGAAUUCUACAUUCUGCAAUUUCAAUAUCACCAAUGUUUCUUCACCUCGCUACUAGAAUACAAAACUUUCGCCGCCGAGUCUCAGCCAUUACUCGUGCUCACGCAUUACAUUGAUUUAAUGGACACAAAAGGUGUGGUUUUGGCGCAUGGGGAAAUCAGGAAACCGAAUAUUUUGAGUAAAGAGAAUGCAAAAUGUUUGGUUCGAUGGUUGCGAGCAUUUUAUUUGGAUGAUGAAAAUUCUAAUAAUAAACAUCAAUAUGAUAAUAUAUCUAAAUGGAAUUUAGUGGUGAAAUUCAAUCGAGAACCAAACAAUUUUGAGUACAGUGAAUUAGUAAAUGUGAUUAAAGGAGAAAAAUAA
Ambispora leptoticha is the source of this 750-nucleotide messenger RNA. The record is from the annotation of a GenBank genome assembly. Lineage: Eukaryota; Fungi; Glomeromycota; Glomeromycetes; Archaeosporales; Ambisporaceae.